UACAAUAUGACAGAUAUAUAUUUGCACUGCGAAUAAUGAGUACAAAAUCAAGGCUCGUUGUGCAAUCUUUUCUAUGUCUAAAUUUUAAGGCGUUUGGGGCCAUUCAUGGUUCCGCAUGUAUGUAUGUGAAAGCCACGCGAUGUAGAUAUGCUAGAUGGACCAGUCGAAAACCUGUUGCAAUUGUCAACGAGCAUGAGUUUUUCGACACUGAUGAUGCAACUGUAACCAAAGUGGAUGAACAAAGAGCUCCCAAAACACGUAAGAAAUCUAAAAUAAAAACAUGCGAAAAGAAAGAGAAGAGGAAACAAAGUGAAACAAAAAAUGAAAUGAAAGAAUACACUACUGAACAUACAGAAUCAAAAUAUAUAGCCCUUAAAGCAGAUGACAAGAUCAUAAGCUCAUUAAUGAUAGAUGUCAAAACGAGAAAAAGGAGAACUAAGAAUCAUCAGAUGUUAUUGGAAGGUUUUCGAUUAAUUGAAGAUGCAAUUCAGGCAGGAGCUAUACCAAAAGUGAUAUUUUUCAACAGAUUAUCUGACAUAUUGCCAUUAUCGCUUCCUAAGGAAGUAACAUUAUAUAAAAUUCCAUAUCGUACGAUUCAGUUAUGGUCUAACUUAACAACUUCUCCUGGAAUAAUUGGAAUUUUUGAAAUUCCAAAUACAGAGGCUAAGGAACCUGCCAAAGAUGCUAUACCUUUGACCAUUAUUUGUGAUAAUAUCAGAGAAUCAGGAAAUUUGGGAGCUAUCAUAAGAGCUGCUGCUGCAGUUGGUUGUGAAAAGUUAUUGUUAAUGAAAGGAUGUGUAGAUUUGUGGGAGCCCAAAGUUGUACGCAGUGCUAUAGGUGCACAUUUUCGUUUACCAAUAUUUACAUCUGUUUCAUGGGAUGAAAUUCCGACGUUAAUAAGCAACGAAGCUGCAAUUUUUUUGGCAGAUAACAACAUAAUAUAUGAAAAUGAUUUAAAAGAUUCUAUAGAUAAUUCAGAAUCAAAUGUAAACGUUUUAACAGAAGUCAAUGAUAAUAAUAUAAAGCGAGAUAAUCCAGAUGCGAACGACGAUCAAACUAUUGAAGAUAAUGCGAACCAAUUGAUAGAUGAAAUUAAAACAUACAAAUCAACUGCAAAAAGUAAAUUAUUGAUAAAAAAGUUGAUAUCUCGAUUUCCAGUUAUACCUUACUACGCACUAGAUUUUACAAAAAGAGAAAUAGUAAUUGUUAUUGGUGGAGAAACUGAAGGUGUAAGUCUUGAAUCCUGUAAACUACUUUCUGCAAGGAACUGCAUUCGUGUUAAUAUACCAUUAACUAAUGGUGUUGAUAGCUUAAACGUUAGCGUAGCUCUUGGUAUUAUUACAUUUGAAAUGAAAAGACAGUUUGUAACUCGCAUAAUUGAUAAUGAAUAAAACUAUUCUUAAAUUACAAUAAUAUGAAUAAUGUUUCCUUGUUACCAAUCUUUCUUAAUUUGAUUCAAUCUAAAUUUAUAUGGAUGUAAAAUUUUAUUAUGAAAGAUCGGAGUAUGCUAUGUUUGGUCUAUUGCAAUAAAUGUUCUAC
This is a messenger RNA of Pogonomyrmex barbatus (red harvester ant), 1539 nucleotides long. Its product is annotated as rRNA methyltransferase 3, mitochondrial. The record is from RefSeq and is a predicted model, not a curated record. Gene Ontology annotation, molecular function: RNA methyltransferase activity; RNA binding. Gene Ontology annotation, biological process: RNA processing. Lineage: Eukaryota; Metazoa; Arthropoda; Insecta; Hymenoptera; Formicidae.